GCUGGCAUCAUCGGUGAAAUACGAAACUGCUACGGAGAUCUUUACAGAUACGGAGAUCUUUACUGCUCGGACGAUUGCCUAGCCGAAAUAAUGCUUCGUGAUGCCUCGUUGAUGAUAAUCUACAUGGAGACGAGUACUGUAACAGAGCACCCAGAUGAGUUGAUGAUGAAGAAGAUUAACGCCAUGAUGGAUCAUCUUGGCAUAUUGACAUUAGCAUUUAUGGCGCAUGACAUGGUUUUGCUUGAUAAUCAGAUCGCUUUAGUCGUGGUGAAGGUUCUGAAUCUUCUGAUGGAUUUAAGAUACGGGGAAGGGCGGGAAGGCGAAGGCCAAUACGAAAAGUUGCUUAACAGAUUCAUUAAUAUGGUCAUCUUCGGAGAGUAUCGCCAGCAAAUAGUAUUGUCUAGGAAGCCUAUGCACCUCCUCGAAGCCAUCCACAUGGUAGUCGUCUUUGGCGGUGAAGAUGAGAGCGGCGCUGCUCCAACACCAACUUGCUGCAAAUUGCUGUGCUGCCCCAGAGCUGAUCUAGAAAGCGGUGCUACUACUCAUGGUAUAAUCCAUCGUCUUCUAAAGUCUCUGGCUUGCAAAACCCAAGGUGCAGCCAAGAAUGACUACAACUCCUUCAUAAACUCCAUCCAUUCGUUUCGUUCGGUGACAGAGCUCAAGGCAAAAGGCAUCCAUUUUAGACCAGGCCCAACUUCUUUGAUGGAUGUCAGCUUCAAAUCCAACUUCUUCUACUCCACCCUCCAUCUCCGCGAGUGGAUCCUCACCCCCAACACUAAGGUCCUCUUCAAGAACUUGGUCGCCUACGAACUCAGCCCUGGCAGCCCAGCCAACAGGGAGGUUACCUCGUACUACAUCACCUUCAUGAAGUCGCUCAUUGAUAGGCCGGAAGACGUCAAGGAGCUGCGAGAGAAGAAAAUCUUCAUCAACAAGCUUGGCAGCGACCAAGAGGUUUUCAACAUCUACAAAGAUAUCAAUACACACGGGGCCGAUAAUCCGAUGAUUUUUCAUGCAGUGAAAGACAAGAUCCAAGAACAUUAUAACAGUAAUAUCAAGACAUGGAUGGCUGAGCUCAUCCACAAUUAUUUUCGAUCUCCGUGGACCAUGACCGCGUUUCUUGCUGCCGCCGCAUUACUUGCCAUUUCCUUCUAUCAUCUUGUUAAUUUCAACUAGUUUGAUUGUCUUUGAGGCAAUUAACUAGUGUAGAGACAUAUAUUAAAAGAGUUAUAAUGGUGUGAAUGUUUGCGUAGUGGAAAUCAAAUGUCAAACACCAACUUAAUUAAUGCAUAUUUUGACACGAAAA
Messenger RNA from Salvia miltiorrhiza (redroot sage), 1303 nucleotides. RefSeq lists its product as uncharacterized. The transcript has 2 exons. NCBI's taxonomy places the organism in Eukaryota, Viridiplantae, Streptophyta, Magnoliopsida, Lamiales, Lamiaceae. The record is from RefSeq and is a predicted model, not a curated record. The coding region runs from base 91 to 1173 and encodes 360 amino acids.